GACAGGCCCGAUACAACCCUAAUCGGUCUCUCUUUCUCUGUGUUUCAUCUCGUAAACAAUGGUACCAAAGCGGCAACCUCACGAUCUCCCCCCUCCAAUUCACUCAUCUGAGAGUGAAUCUGAAGACUCAAGCAGCAGUGAUGACUCUGAUUCAGAGCCCCAACAGCUCACUCAACCGAGACCUCAAGAGCCCCAUCAAGAUUCUCAGGAAUCAUCUGGUUCUGACGCUGAUUCUGGCUCAGAUGCUGAAUCUGAUUCUAGUUCUGACAAGGCCCAGAUGCCCCCUUCUGUUGUAUCGCCUCAACCCAAGAAACCCACUUCGACGCCGGCCCAAUUGAAGGCCAAUGGCAAGCGCCCAGCUGAGGUGGAGCAAGGCGAUAAGGUUUCGAAGAGCAAGAAGAGUAAGAAUGUUGAGAAAGUCGAUAAGGGCUCCAAGAGUGUUGGGAAGGUGGAUAAGGGUCCGGAGAAGAGUAAAUUGAGUAAUGGGGAGGGCAGUGAGGAUAAAAAGACGGCUCUUUUUGCGAGGUUGUUUUCGGAGAAAGAUGAGAUUGUGUUGCUGGAAGGGAUGAUUGAUUAUAGGGAAAAGAAAGGGGCUGAUCCGAGUUUGGAUAUUGUGGCGUUUCAUGAGUCGAUUGAGGAUAUGUUGUCUUGUAGUGCUACAAAGAAUCAGAUUGUGGAUAAGAUUAGGAGGUUAAGGAAGAAGUUUGUGAAUAAUUUGAAGAGAGGGCAGAAUGGGGGAGAUCCGGUUAUUUCGAGGCCUCAUGAGUAUAAGUCGUUUGAGCUUUCGAAGAAGAUUUGGGGAAGUGAGGUUCAAGGGAGUGAAGUGGACGGUGAUAGUAAGGGGAGGAAUGGCAGAAAAAGGAAUAAGAAGGAUGAUAGUAAGAAGGUUGAUAAUGGGGGUAGUAAAACUCCAUUGAGGGUGGUCCGGAAGGAGAGUGACAUUGAUGAGGAAGUUAUGCACAGAAAUGAGGUAGAGACAGAGGAUUGUUGGUCAUUGUAUCCGUUCCUGUGCGCUUCGAUUGAAUCAGAGGCAAUCAAGAAUUUUAAAGGGCCAAUGAGCCCAAAGGAGUACGUGAAGAAGGUAGUCAGUAGGCUUGAGAAGGAGAAGGCCACUGAACUAGAGCACGAAUGGAAUGAUUAUAUUAUGAUGGAGCAACAGGUGUAUGUCAAGAGGGUAACAACGAUCUCUAAACAAGCUGAAGUUGCGAUGAAAGUGAUGAAACCUUAAAAUCAUUCUGUAGCGAGGUAAUUUCAAGAUGGUUUGUCUAGUGUGUGUCCGUAGGCACAUGCUAAGCACUAAAAUUCAUAAAUUUGGAUGGUUUUGAUUGGUGUGGUUGUUGUAAAUGGAGGGGGCACCAUUAUUAAAGAAUGUAAUCCAAUCAAAACCAUCCAAUUUCAUAAAUUUUAUUGCUUAGCAUGUGCCCAUAGAAAAACCGUUUCAGGAUUUAUGGAUGAUGAAUCACUGAGCAUAUAACUAGAGAGUAUGGUCAUUUAGUGUGGCAGUUACCUUUCAAUUUUAGUUUUAAUGUCUUCAAAAGAAUUUGCAAUGGGAUUUGUUUGUCUGCAAAUAAUUGUUUUAAGCUUAGAAUGUUCUGUAAUAGUGUUUGUAUUUGUGGCUUCAUAACUCCGUGGAGUUAACCAUUUUGAUUGAUUAUUUAGUUUCUUUUCAAGGCA
Daucus carota subsp. sativus is the source of this 1674-nucleotide messenger RNA. RefSeq names its product probable transcription factor At1g11510. Gene Ontology annotation, cellular component: nucleus. Lineage: Eukaryota; Viridiplantae; Streptophyta; Magnoliopsida; Apiales; Apiaceae. The record is from RefSeq and is a predicted model, not a curated record. Gene Ontology annotation, biological process: regulation of DNA-templated transcription. The transcript has a single exon. The coding region runs from base 59 to 1228 and encodes 389 amino acids.